UCGUGCGCCGCCGGCCUCUUCCCCUCUCUUCUCCCGAACCAAUCGCUCUGUGUGAGACACAGAAAACAAGCGGAUCCGAGGCGCGAGCUGCAGCCCGGACCGGCCUCCCCAGCGCCCCCUCCCGCCACAGCCAUAGGGCUCCGGCCGAGGAGGUAACGGGCACUCACGCGUGGCGGCUGCCGCCCGCCUCUGCCUGCGGAGCGCCCCGCGCAGAGACUCACACAUGCCUGAGACCAGAGUGGGAGCGGCGCUGAGCCCGGCCGCCUGGGUUCCUUGCGCUGCUUGGCUGGGGCCCUAGCAGCGCCCGGUGCCCGAGUGUAUGAGAGGGAGCGAGGAGCGGGGGCCGCGGCCCGAGCCACUCGCCUCCUCUCCCGGACGGCGGCAGCAGAGAGACUGGCCCGGGGGGAAGCGAGGGGGCAGCGAGGAGGCGGCAGCUCCAUGUGAAGAGACCCGGACACGCACGUGAACUGCCGAGCAGCCCCCCCGGAGCCGGGAGGCAGCGAGAGAGACUCGGGGACCCGGCAGCCGAGGGGGCUGACCCGUCUCUCACUAAACUUUCUCGGACACGCGGGGUAUCUCGGGACCUGGCGUCCAACUUGCUGUGAAGUCCUAGAGCCCCCGCAGGGAAGCGGAUCCCCGUGUCCCCGGCGCAAGGGUGAGCUUUAGCUGCCCCCUGUAUCACCGAUAGCCUGUCUGCUGCAGCCAGAGAGCCAAAGGAGGGAAACUUAACCCGCCGCUGUUGCUGUUCCUAAGGAAGCAUCUACGCUACAGUGGUGCUGCAGCGCCGUGGCUGUACAGAUCCCCUCUGCCUUAUGCAGUCGUUCCAUUCCGGAAAGCCUUGCAUAACUCGAAUUUUGUGAAGGAGAGCCAGGAUCAUUCAUGAAACUGGUGAGAGGAAAAAGUGGCAGCCUAGGACUGCUUUGGCAGCAGAAUUCUAUGCUACUUGUCAAGAGCAGCAGGCAUAAUAUUAGACUACCAGAGAGACUGUGAGAAGAUUAUUUUAAAGAAAUCUGCCUGUUGAGUUGCUGAUGGUGGUGAAGUAUUGAUCCAUUAAAAAGGCUUGCAGUGAAGCUUUUUACUUGAUAAUGUGAAAGCAUUUGCAUCAUCAGAUAGUCUAGCCAAGGUCCAAGAAGUAGCAAGCUGGCUUUUGGAAAUGAAUCAGGAACUGCUGUCUGUGGGCAGCAAGAGACGACGAACUGGAGCGUCUCUUCGAGGUAAUGCUUCCUCAAGCCAAGUAGAUGAGGAGCAGAUGAAUCGGGUUGUAGAGGAGGAGCAGCAGCAGCAGCAGUUACGACAACAAGAGGAGGAGCACAUUUCAAGGAAUGGGGAAAUAGGUGGAGCAGAGUCUGGACUUGGUGACAGAAUUGAAUCCCAGCAAGAACAGUUAGAAGAAAACAACAAUAGGCUUAUUGCAGUGGAUGAAGAAUCCACUGGUAACCAUGAGGAGGAGGAGGAGGAAGAACAUGGUGCUGAACAUGAGGAGGAGGUGGAAGAAGAGGAGGAAAUGGACCAGGAGAGUGAUGAUUUUGAUCAGUCUGAUGACAGCAGCAGAGAAGAUGAACACACUAACAGUAAUAGUGUCACAAAUUCAAAUAGUAUCAUGGAUUUGCCCAUACACCAGUCAUCUCAAUUCUACAUAAAGACAAAGAUGAAGAGAAAGUUGGACCAUGGCUCCGAGGUCCGUUCUUUCUCUCUGGGAAAGAAACCCUGCAAAGUCUCAGAAUACACGAGCACUACUGGGCUUGUGCCAUGUUCAGCUACACCUACUACUUUUGGGGACCUGAGAGCAGCCAAUGGCCAAGGACAACAACGGCGCCGGAUUACAUCUGUCCAGCCACCUACAGGACUUCAAGAAUGGCUGAAAAUGUUUCAGAGCUGGAGUGGACCAGAGAAGUUACUUGCUUUAGAUGAACUCAUUGAUAGUUGUGAACCAACACAAGUGAAACACAUGAUGCAAGUGAUAGAGCCCCAGUUUCAACGAGACUUUAUUUCCUUGCUCCCAAAAGAGUUGGCACUAUAUGUGCUUUCAUUCCUGGAACCCAAGGACCUUCUACAGGCAGCACAGACAUGCCGUUAUUGGAGAAUUCUGGCUGAGGAUAACCUUUUGUGGAGAGAGAAAUGCAAGGAGGAGGGGAUUGACGAACCAUUGCAUAUCAAGAGAAGGAAAGUAAUAAAACCAGGCUUCAUACAUAGCCCAUGGAAAAGUGCUUAUAUCAGACAGCACAGAAUUGAUACUAACUGGCGGCGAGGAGAGCUUAAAUCUCCUAAGGUGCUCAAAGGACAUGAUGAUCAUGUAAUCACAUGUCUACAAUUCUGUGGUAACCGAAUAGUCAGUGGUUCCGAUGACAACACAUUAAAAGUUUGGUCAGCAGUUACAGGCAAGUGUUUAAGAACACUAGUUGGACACACAGGUGGAGUCUGGUCAUCACAAAUGAGGGACAAUAUCAUUAUUAGUGGAUCUACAGACAGAACACUUAAAGUAUGGAACGCGGAGACUGGAGAAUGUAUUCAUACUUUAUAUGGACACACUUCUACUGUGCGUUGUAUGCAUCUCCAUGAAAAAAGAGUUGUCAGUGGGUCUCGAGAUGCCACGCUCAGAGUUUGGGACAUAGAGACAGGCCAAUGUUUACAUGUUCUGAUGGGACAUGUAGCUGCAGUCCGGUGUGUUCAAUAUGAUGGCAGGAGGGUUGUUAGUGGAGCAUAUGAUUUUAUGGUCAAAGUGUGGGAUCCAGAGACUGAAACCUGUCUACACACACUGCAAGGGCAUACUAAUAGAGUCUAUUCAUUACAGUUUGAUGGCAUCCAUGUAGUGAGUGGAUCUCUCGACACUUCAAUCCGAGUUUGGGAUGUGGAGACGGGAAACUGCAUUCACACAUUAACGGGCCACCAGUCAUUAACAAGUGGAAUGGAACUGAAAGACAAUAUUCUUGUGUCUGGGAAUGCAGAUUCAACAGUCAAAAUCUGGGAUAUCAAAACAGGACAGUGUUUACAGACAUUGCAAGGUCCCAACAAGCAUCAGAGUGCUGUGACCUGUUUACAGUUCAACAAGAACUUUGUAAUUACCAGCUCAGAUGAUGGGACUGUAAAACUUUGGGACUUGAAAACGGGUGAAUUUAUCCGAAAUCUAGUCACAUUGGAGAGCGGGGGAAGUGGAGGCGUCGUCUGGCGGAUCAGAGCCUCCAACACAAAGCUAGUGUGUGCAGUUGGAAGCCGAAAUGGAACUGAGGAAACAAAGCUGCUGGUGUUGGACUUUGAUGUGGAUAUGAAGUGAAGGGCAGAAAAAUGAAUUUGUCCAAAUGUGUAGACGAUGUUUCCCUUCCCUCCCCCUGCAAAAAAAAAAAAAUCCCUUGUCCUUGGUGGUGCAGGAUGUUGGCUUGGGGCAACAGAUCCUAAAGACCUACAGACUACGAAGGAGGAGACUGCGAGAUGACAAACUGUAACUGACAAGAGAGGCAUUUGCUGUCUCAUCACAUAAAAAGCUUCACUUUUGACUGGGGCAGCUUUGCAAAUAAGACUUUCUAAAUCAAACCAGGUGCAAUUAUUUCUUUAUUUUCCUCUAAGUGCUCAUUGAGCAGAGUGGAGGUUAAAAAGUUGUUACAAUUCUUGCUAACCUGUUAUUUUACUACAGAGAUCUAGAAAGUUGCUGCAUAACAUCCGUUACUGGAUGACUUUCAAAGUUGUGAGCAUCUGUGGCGACAGCAAAGUCAAAUCCUGAUGUGGAAAAGCUAAAAUCUUACUGUGAAUUGUUUUUGUACAGUUUUAUCAGAGCUUUUUUUUUUGCCAGCCAUUGCCAAUGUCAAUCACAGUAUUAGCCUCUGUUACUCUAUUUACUGUUGCUUUCAUCUACACUCUACAAUGCAUAUGUUGCUCUGAGGUGGCAAGUUGUCCUGGGUUCUGAGAGUUCUUGAAUGGAUUGAACUCUCAAUGCUGGUGCUAGAAGUAGGUCUUCAAGUAUGGGAUUGUUGUCCCACCCCUGUACUGUAUUCCCAGUGGCCAAACUUAUUUAUGCUGCUAAAUGAAAGAAAGUAAAGCAAAUUAUUUCUUGUUUUUUAAUUUUUUCUGCUGUGACGUUUUAGUCCCAGACUGAAUUCCAAAUUUGCUCUAGUUUGGUUACAGAAAAAGACUUUUUGCCACUGAAACUUGAGCCAACUGUGCCUCUAAGAGGCUGAGAGUAAAAAGUUUCAGACAAUUAAGAGUGAAGUUUGCCUGCAAGUAAAGAAUUGAGUGUGUGUGCAAAGCUUAUUUUUUUUUUCUGGGCAAAAAUUAAAACACAUUCCUUAGAACAAAGCUAUUGCAGCCUGUUCUGUGGGGAAACUUUUUUCUUUGUGAGGGCUGUGGUGAAUGGAAUGAACAUGCAUAAUAAAACUGACAAAGAUUUUAAAAAUAUAAAUACAAAAAUAAAAUUGCUGGUCAGUCUUAGUGUUUUACAGUAUUGAGAAAAACAACUGUUACAGUUAUUGCUGCAAGGAACUGACACAGUGCAAAAACUAUUACGUUUUUGUAAUAAAGAUGUACAUGCAAACAAAAAAAAUGAAAAAGUCAAAUGGUUUGCCUCAUUCUCCAAGAGCCACAACUCAAGCUGAACUGUGAAAGUGGUUUAACACUGUAUCUUAGGCGAUCUUGUUUUUUCCUCCCUUUUUUUUUUGUUUUGUUUCGUUUUAUUUAUAGUCUGAUUUAAAACAAUCAGAUUCCAGUUGGUUAAUUUUAGUUAUGUAACAACCUGACAUGAUGGAGGAAAAUAACCUUUAAAGGGAUUGUGUCUAUGGUUUGAUUCACUUAGAAAUUUUAUUUUCUUAUAACUUAAGUGCAAUAAAAUGUGUUUUUCAUGUUA
This is a messenger RNA of Gopherus flavomarginatus (Mexican gopher tortoise), 4831 nucleotides long. It is a transcript of the gene FBXW7, whose product is annotated as F-box and WD repeat domain containing 7. The transcript is spliced from 16 exons. Bases 1154 to 3271 code for a protein of 705 amino acids. NCBI's taxonomy places the organism in Eukaryota, Metazoa, Chordata, Testudines, Testudinidae. The record is from RefSeq and is a predicted model, not a curated record. Gene Ontology annotation, biological process: proteasome-mediated ubiquitin-dependent protein catabolic process; ubiquitin recycling. Gene Ontology annotation, molecular function: ubiquitin binding. Gene Ontology annotation, cellular component: nucleus; cytoplasm.